Molecule: messenger RNA, 690 nt
Organism: Macrobrachium nipponense
Lineage: Eukaryota; Metazoa; Arthropoda; Malacostraca; Decapoda; Palaemonidae
Product: cuticle protein AM/CP1114-like
Exons: 3
Coding region: 83-502 (139 amino acids)
Cellular component (GO): chitin-based extracellular matrix
Molecular function (GO): structural constituent of chitin-based larval cuticle
Source: RefSeq, a predicted model, not a curated record
CUUGAAUGAGAGGAAUAUAUAAAGAUGGACAGGCCAUAGGUCCAGCACAGUGUUCUCAAGAGGAACUGGAACUGACGAGACCAUGGCAAUGAAAAUCGCUUUCGUCCUUCUGUUCGUGGCUUUGGCCGUGGCAGACAAGAUGCCCAUCGUCAACCCACCCGUGGUGGCCAUCUUGAAGAACGAACAACACACCCCGGACGAGUUUGGAAACCACAACAGCGACUUCGAGGCCGAGAACGGAAUUGAAGUCCACAUCUCGGGAUCCCAGGGAGAAAGCGGAGGCGCCAACGUCAUCGGAUCUUGGAGCUACCCUCUUGAAGACGGCAGCAAGGCCGAAUUCAAGUUUGUGGCCGACGAGAACGGAUACCAGCCCGAGUCUGACCUCCUGCCAGUGGCCCCACACUUCCCCCACCCGAUCCCACAGUUCGUCCUCGACCAGAUCGAGUUCGCCAGGCUCGAGGACGAGCGCCGGGCCCGCGAAGGACUGAGUGCCGAGGAAUAGUAGGCAGUAUUCGAGAACUAGCGACCAGUGACACUAGAAUAUUCCCCCACCUAUCUUCGAACGAAUAGUAUUUAAAUUAUUUAUUCCAAUUUAUUUAUCUCUUACAAAAUGUCCCCCCCAAAAAAAUUUAAUAUUUCCUGAAUUGAUGUUGUAUCUGGGUUUGUUUUUGGAAUAAAUACUAUUUUAUA